AGAAGUUGUAGUAGAGCACAUAAACAAUGAUAACAGCAAAAAUAUUGUCAUUUUAAGCAAUCAGCUCCUUGAGAAUCCCAUAGAAAAUGAGGAUGAGGUGACAGUUCUACAAGAACUUUUUUCAGAAAGAACAUUGAACACCGAUAUAGUCAGCGAUCAAACAAAUCAUCCUGCUAUUGACUUAAGAAAUCUCGCCUACAGAAAUAUUUUACAACAGGCUUAGAAAAUGACUGAUCUGUCCAAUAAAAAACCUGGGUCAUUUAGUGUUGGAGAUAACGUGCUUCUAGGCAUUAGUGAAUUUGACAGAGGAAGGGGCGAUCCAGCUAACCUAAUUGGUGUGGUUAUAGCAGAAAAAGAUGGAAAAUUUAGAAUUGGUACAAAACAUGGCAUUGCGGAUAACUGGUUAGAAAAAAAUUCCCUGCAACCUACAAAAUUUAAGAGAUUAAAAUUAAGCGACGUGCCUGAUCAUGAACACAAUAUUAGAAUGCUUGUUCGUAAAAGUUCAGUGGGUUCCGGACAAGGAUAUAAAAGAUGCAAUUGCACCAAAACAUGCAACUCAAUGAGGUGCAAAUGCCUAAAAGCUGGUUUCAUGUGUAAGUCAGCUUGCCAUGCUGGAAGAAGUUGUACUAAUACUUAA
Messenger RNA from Sitophilus oryzae (rice weevil), 637 nucleotides. RefSeq lists its product as uncharacterized. The record is from RefSeq and is a predicted model, not a curated record. Bases 227 to 637 code for a protein of 136 amino acids. The transcript has 3 exons. Lineage: Eukaryota; Metazoa; Arthropoda; Insecta; Coleoptera; Curculionidae.